Molecule: messenger RNA, 2163 nt
Organism: Hyposmocoma kahamanoa
Lineage: Eukaryota; Metazoa; Arthropoda; Insecta; Lepidoptera; Cosmopterigidae
Exons: 1
Coding region: 120-941 (273 amino acids)
Source: RefSeq, a predicted model, not a curated record
CCAAUUGACUGCGUUUAUUUAUCGUAAUUAUUUUCAUAUUUCUCGUCUCUGGAAAAAGGUUUAUACACAUGAAAUCUUAACAAUUUCACCAAGAAGUAUUUGUAAACGUAAUUGUGACGAUGAAUCAUCCACACGAAGUGCCAGUUGUGCAUCAUGAAAUGCCGCCGCUACUACAGCAUCAACAUAUGAUUGAAAUUAAUUUACAACCCGUACAGCAGCAGCCUCCGCCUCCGCAGCCCCAACAACAAGUUGAGCCAGUAAAUCAGAUACCACAGCAAGUCGAAACUGUCAACCAGAUACCGCAGCAAGAGCAACAUCCAACAAAUGACGAUAAAAAACCAAAAGUAGAAAAUAACAAAAAGAAAAAGGAAGCCAUCGACGGCCAAGCGCGAGAGAUCAUUUUUAAGGUAAUUAAGUUCUUUGAAAGCGAGAAACAGAAUAGAGGCUACGCGUUUCCUGUUGAAAAUGUAGUUAAACGCGCAUGUGCAGCCACUGGGCUAUCAGAGAGUACAAUAAAGCGUAUAAAACGAGAUGGUCUACGCGCCGAGGCGACACAAACCCGUAUGACAGGUCCCAAGAAGAAACGAGUGCGAAAAACGAAGGUACAACUUGAUUACUUCCAGCUAUGUGCCCUGAGGGGCAUUGUAAACAGCUAUUCUAUGAGAAAAGAGGUACCAACAUUAGGAAAAAUACUAGCUGCUGCAAAACACGAGUUAAACUACCGGGGUGGCAAAGAAUCUCUGCGAUUAAUAUUGUUAAAUAAACUUGGUAUUAAAUUUAAGAAGUGCGAGAAGAAGAAUAAGAAGCCUCCUGAAGAGUCUCCCCCGCCCGUGCAACAAAUACAAAAUACAGUGCUACCGCCUCAACCGCAAAUGCAACAUAUGAAAACUAUGGAGAAUCAGUGCAUUUACACAAAUAUGAUACCGCCUGUCUCGUACUAGUAUUUGAUUUUAAUUAACGACUCAUAGCUUGUUACAGUAUGCCAAAAUGCAGUGAUUCUAAGGGUGCUAAUAGAUGCACAUAAUUUGAAUUGCUAAUCAACAGCAAAAAUGCAGGCAGUUUGCAGUUGACACAACUGCAUCAUAAUUCCGCCCUCCUUGUCAUCUUAAUAUAUCUUUAUUGCAAAACACACAAAAAUAGGUACAGAGAUGUGCCAAGCUCCCAAACUAGGAUCCUCUGUACUAUAGGUAGCUAGGUCUUACAUCCAUCAAGUGUAUUGCCUAAAAAUAACAAUAACUUAGCCAAUUACAAUAACUAAGUAUAUUACAAUGAGCUUAUAAAAUAUUAAUGGUAGAAUGCAAACAGAGGUGAUUUGUGUUUAAUUUUGGUACAUUCAUAAAUUUCUUACAUAAUCCAGUAUAGUUGUAAUUUUCAUAAACAACAAAAAAAAACAGCCAACUUCAGUACCAACAAUGAACAAAAACAUUGCAAUAAAAUUUUAUUUUAUAGCAUAUCAUAAUUAUGUAAUGCAUUUCGGUAACUUUGCAUCUGAAGUUCUUUUUGCUAUUAAAAAAAUGUCAAUACUGCUGAUUUUGCUUAACAAUAAAACUAACUAAAUAAGAUAUAAAAAACUCCUAUUAGAGGGGGUUUUAGAUCUCAUUUCACUGAUCCUAGAUAAUAUUAACUCAAUUUUGUUGAAGAUUACGUUAGUUGUAAGGAGGGCAGAAUUGCGAUUGCUUGUUUUCCAACAGUGGCAGCUGCUAGCAAACUGCUCAAAUUUUAUGAUGUAAUUAUGCCAACUGCACAAAAACUGCAAUUUUGCAUACAAAUGGCUGUCAGACCACAAACUGGACGACAGCGGUGCGGGCACGGCGCAGUAAAAGCGACCUGUACUCGACGUCAGCGAUCAGAUAGCUUGGUUUGCGGCGACAAAGUGACGUAACGACAGUGUUACCGCAAUGUCGAUACUGUGAUGUGACCUUUUAAUAGUACCUAAUUCUUUUAUUCAGUGUGAGUUAUUAGGGGAAAAAGAAGAUUUAAUCCUGUUCUACAAACAAAAAAAAACCAAAAGACUAGUUUGACUGAAAUUACGAAGAGCACAGGCACAAUCUGGUUAAGUUCUAUGAUUACGCUAGAAUGGCCGUGGAAACAUUGGAUAUUCUUGCAAAUAUCAAGCCAUAAAUAGAAUCACACUUUCAUUAUGAAUGAAUAAUAUCUUUAUUG